CGACGUCUCAAGCCGAUCAAUGGCUUUUCACCACCUCGAAUCGGCCUGCCGCCACGAGGGCUUCGACUUCCGCUCCCGCGAAUGCCAAGGCCCGGGCGAACUCACCUCGACUGCGCUGUGGAUUGUGUUCUUCGAGAUGGCUGUCAUGGCUGUCUCGCUCUUCCUCCCAUACUUCAACGCGAUGUGGGUGGAACGCGACCCGUCCAGCAUCUCGAGCUUCCUCGGCCUGCCGUUCGGCUUGCCUCUCAUCGUCACCAGGUCGGGGGCGAUGCAGAUUUUUCUCAUCCUGAUCUUUGCGAUCAACGUGCGCUCUGCCUGGCGCCCUGCCCUCGCGUAGCCUCUCAAUCCCGCCCUAUGCAUCCCGUGCCCAGUGCCCAAUGAUCGUCGCGAUGUUCUCCGACCAGCCGUGUGAGACCGGGCUGGGUGGCUGCUUCACCAUCUC
Messenger RNA from Emiliania huxleyi CCMP1516, 442 nucleotides. RefSeq lists its product as hypothetical. NCBI's taxonomy places the organism in Eukaryota, Haptophyta, Isochrysidales, Noelaerhabdaceae. The record is from RefSeq and is a predicted model, not a curated record. The coding region runs from base 20 to 337 and encodes 105 amino acids. The transcript has a single exon.